Molecule: messenger RNA, 2228 nt
Organism: Pelobates fuscus (common spadefoot toad)
Lineage: Eukaryota; Metazoa; Chordata; Amphibia; Anura; Pelobatidae
Gene: GDF5
Product: growth differentiation factor 5
Exons: 2
Coding region: 252-1751 (499 amino acids)
Cellular component (GO): extracellular region
Molecular function (GO): growth factor activity; cytokine activity
Source: RefSeq, a predicted model, not a curated record
GAGGUCAACUAUACCUUUCACAAGCAAGUUCUUUUCAGCUGCUUACUGGAAAAAAUAGAUAGAUCUAAAUUUAUGUUAGUUUUCACUAUGGGACUGGAUACAAACAUUACGCAAACAGAUUUUAAGUGUACGAUAAGGAGAAAGUUGUUUUUGACAGUUUCAUAUUUCAGUUUAUUUCAUGUUGUCUUAUGCCAGUUUGGUGGAACCUUUGCCUUUUUUUUGUGUGGUGAUGUUCAAAGAAAGAUCAGAGGAUGAAAAUACUGAAUUAUAUUAGUAUACUUCUUUGGUAUCUAUCAUGGGACUACCUGAAUUUGGUCCCUGUGGUUCUGGGCCAUGAUGAACAAGGACAAAGUCAACCAGGAACUAAAGUAGGGAUUUCUUUAGGGGGAGGAAAAGAUAAAACCCCAUUGCUGAAGGUUAACACAUCUAGAACUGGAAACUUGGGCCAUGAGGUUGGUCUUCCAAAGAACAGGGCUAAGAGUGCUGGUGUUCAACCAAAGAUUCUUCCAAUUAAAAGUGAUGACUUGAAGAAGCAAGUUGCAAAAGGUUCUGCUCUAGAAAUCAAGAAUGAGGACUCUGAGAUAAAACAACCAGGUUGGAAAACUGGAAAUCCACAGCCUCAACAACAGAUUGGUGGUAGGGCCCCUACAAAAAUUGUUAAUGUUCAUGCAGAUUCUCCUGGGUUCAAGCCUAAAAAGUCUACAAACCCACAUAUAGAGAAAGAACAAAAAGACACUUUUAAACACCCCCUUAUCACUCCUCAUGAAUACAUGCUGUCAUUGUAUCGAACUCUAUCCGAUGCUGAAAAGAAAGGCAUUAACGGAAGUUUGAAACUGGAAGCAGGACUAGCUAACACCAUCACCAGCUUUAUAGACAAAGGACAAGAUGAAAAAAUGACAAUGACGAGACGACAAAAAUACAUUUUUGACAUCAGUGCCUUGGAGAAAGAUGGCUUACUAGGUGCAGAGUUGCGUAUACUUAGAAAAAAGUCAACUGAUUUAAAAUUUCAACUGUCUGGAAAAUUCUCACAGAUAAAGUUAUUCAGUUGCCCAGCAAACAAAAAAGCAGCAAUACUUCUGGAUUCUAGACCUAUUGGCAAUAUUGAUUUAUCAAAAUGGGAAGUCUUUGACAUAUGGAAGCUGUUUAAAAAUUUCAAAAACUAUGCUCAUUUGUGUUUUGAACUUGAGGUUUUGGAUAAGGGAAAGCCCAUUGACUUAAAAAAUCUGGGAUUUAACAGAACUGGAAGACAAACAAACGAGAAAGCAAUUUUUCUUGUCUUUGGAAGGACAAAAAAACGUGACUUAUUUUUCAAUGAGAUAAAGGCUAGAUCAGGCCAAGAUGAUAAAACUGUGUAUGAAUAUUUGUUCAAUCAGAGAAGAAAGAGAAGAGCCCCUCUUUCAACUCGUCAAGGGAAGAGGCCAAAUAAGAAUUCAAAAACAAGAUGCAGCAAGAAACCCCUUCAUGUUAACUUCAAGGACAUGGGUUGGGAUGACUGGAUUAUUGCACCUUUAGAGUAUGAGGCAUAUCAUUGUGAAGGAGUUUGUGAAUUUCCUUUGAGAUCCCAUUUAGAACCUACAAAUCAUGCAGUAAUCCAAACGCUAAUGAACUCAAUGGACCCAGAGACUACACCUCCAACCUGUUGUGUUCCAACUAGGUUAAGUCCAAUAAGCAUUCUUUAUAUAGAUUCUGCCAACAAUGUAGUGUACAAGCAAUAUGAAGACAUGGUAGUUGAAUCUUGUGGUUGCAGGUAGCAAGACCAUUCUUUGAAACUUAUUUGUAAACACUUAUGAAUCAAGGAUGAACAUUUAAAAGUGGGGUUACCAUUGAAAAAUAUGUCAUAUAAAAUAUGUUAUAUUGUUAUAGAGUAUGAUGAAAUGUUGCUGUUUUUAAACUUUGUGAAUACAGAAGAAAAACAUACAUGAAAACAUAUGGCAUAAAAGGUGUUCAAGAAAGGAACUGCAAAUCAGUAGAAGAUUAAAAGUAUAGACUUAACAUUGAUGAUACUUAGAGUGUAAAUAUUGAUACCAGCGUUCCUUCAAGAUUGCUAAUGACCGCAGAAAAAAAGAUUUUUUUUAUUGAAAUAUAGAUGUUCUUCCAGAACCAUCUUAUACCUUGUUUUCUUUUAAACAGGCCAAUUGUAUUUGUAUAGUUAUUUUGAGGAACCCAUAAUAAACUUAGUAUGGAUGCUUUAGUGUCUGGAGUAUUUCAAGAACGCAACUGGAAACAAU